AUGCGCCGAAAACCAGUCAUCACCUUGGGUUCCCCCGAGCCCAUAACGCCGCCGGCCAAGCGACAAGGUGGCCAUUUGCAAGACCUGUUGGCGCAAUUUGGAUCCCAGAACUCGUCCGAGUCAGCGACAAAGCGAAGGCGACUGUCUGCAAACCCCAAGCAUGAGCAAACGGAGCCGGCUGUUGCCCAUCACGGCGCAAGCAAACGCAGCCUGCGGCAACAACCAACACCAAACUACGUCGCCUUGCCUUCUCCAUCAGACCAAGCGACCCCCGUCACCUCGAGAAGAAGCACGCGAAAGUCGACUUCGAAACCAGUGGGCCUGGCGCCAGAAGACAGCGAGGACGAACUUGCGCCAUCGGCCCAGCCCCGCAAGACGAGCGCUAGAAUAUCUGCAUACACCGAGGAGCUGAAGAUGGAGAAGCGCAGAAAGGAAAAGGAGAGAAUGGAUGGACUACGACGCAGCACGCGCGACAGGAAGAGCACCAUCCUAGAGUCCGACACCCUGCCCACCCCAUCGCCACCACGGCGCAAGGCUGCGCAGCCCCCCAAACUUAAUACUGCUCGAACCCGUCUUCGAGAUGACAUCGCUAAGAAGACCAAGGCGAAGGCCGAAAACUUCCUCGUCGCCAACAAAGACUUUUUCCUGCCCCUGCUGCCCAAGAACAACCACGUCGCGAAGCUGGUCGCUGAAGGCAAAGCGCAGCCUAUUGUCGAGUACGAAGAGCUUCCGGCGCAGCCCAAGGGUGUGACAGCCGUCAUGAAGCCGUAUCAGCUAUCUGGACUAUCGUUUCUUGUUCACCUGUACAACAACGGCUUCUCCGGCAUCCUGGGCGACGAAAUGGGUCUUGGGAAGACGCUGCAGACUCUUUCCCUGUUUCAGUAUCUUGAGGAGCUCGAUCAGCAAAAAGGCGUCAGAUCCGAAGAAAUCCGUCCCUAUCUUGUGAUUUGCCCAUUGAGCGUGCUCAACUCAUGGGUUACCGAGGCUCAGAAGUGGGUGCCUGAGCUUGGAGUAAUGCGUUUCCAUGGUGCCGCAAAUGAGCGGACACGCCUCAAGCGGGUGGCGGCUGGCUUAGAAGAUAUGAAAGGAAACGAAACAUCGCGCGCACGGGACCGGAAGGCAUUGCGCAAGGCUGGUCAAAAACUCUCCUCCGCUAGGGGCUUCUCUGCCUCCGCAAAGCUCAUUGUGACGACUUACGAGACCUUUCAGGCCGAGCAAUCCUGGUUCAAGCAUUCUUUUGCAUGGCGCUAUGUGGUUCUAGACGAAGGACACAAGAUUAAAAACAGUUUCUCUCAGAUCUCGACUGCGCUGAAGAGCAUCAGUGCCGAGUACCGACUUAUCUUGACAGGAACGCCACUCCAAAACAACAUGGUCGAGAUGUGGUCGCUUUUGACCUGGCUGUACCCCAACGUUUUUGACGACAAGACCGAAGCACUAUUUCGAGAGUCGUUCGAUCUUAGCAAAGGCAAGGCAAACAAGCAGACCAUGGCAGAUGCCCGGCGUCUGCUCGAGCUCAUCAUGCUGCGCAGAAUGAAGGAUUCUCCAUCAGUCAAUCUCGGACUGCCCCCCAAGGAAGAGGUGCUCCUUCACGUGCCCCUUACACCAAUGCAGAAGUUUUGGUACACACGUCUCUUGACUCGCAUUGACGAUGGAAUGCUGGACGAACUGUUUGCUGAUGGCAGGAAAAAAGAGAAGGCUGCCAUUGAGAGCGACAUGAAAGAUGACCAGCUAUUGCAAGAGCUGGAGAGAGUAGACAAAGCGGUCAGAGAUGGCAACAUUGGAGACGAAUGGGAAGAGACCGCCAAGAUUGUGCAAGAAGCCGUAGCGAAAGAACAAACCGAGACGGACGCUGCAAAGGGAGCUUGGAAAAAGCUCAUGAAUCUUGUCAUGCAGUUGCGCAAAUGCUGCUCCCACCCAUACCAGCUACCAGGUGUAGCCCCAGAUCCAUACUACCUGGGCGAUCAUGUCAUCCGUGCCUCUGGCAAGUUCAUCUUACUGGAAAAGCUCCUCAAACACACAGUCUUCGAACAAGGGAAGAAAGUCCUCAUUUUCUCGAGCUUUACUCGCACGCUCGAUUGCUGCGAGGAUCUCCUGUCACUCAUCAGCAACUAUGGCGAACGCUUCAAGUUUCUUCGCUUGGAUGGAAGCACUGCUAGGGCUCGCCGCAACUUGGAUAUCCGCCUCUUCAACAAGAUAGACUCAGAUUACAAGGUCAUGCUCCUUUCCACCCGUGCUGGAGGCUUGGGUAUCAACCUUACCACUGCGCAGGAUGUUAUAUUUUUGGAUGAGGACUGGAACCCGCAGAUUACGCUCCAGGCCGAAGCUCGUGCUCAUCGUAUAGGGCAGACCAAGAAAGUGACAAUCUACAAGCUCUGUACUCAGGGGACUGUCGAAGAGCAGAUGAUGGGCCGCAUCCGAAAGAAGCUCUAUUUGUCUGCCAAGAUUACGGAAUCUAUGCAGAACAUACACGGAAUGCAAGCAGCCGGAACGCAGACACCGGGAAAUAAGCAACCUGGACGUCCGUCGCUCGACGAAGAUAUGCCGCAAAUGGAUACGUCCCAGCUGAUGACGCUAGUACGGCGAGGUGCGCAGACGCUGUCCCACCCGGAGAUUGAUGUCAAGGAGAUGGUUUCUUGGGACUUGGAAACAAUGAUGGAACAGUGCCGUGAUAAGUCUGCCGACUUGACUGACGCCGUGGCACAGUCCGAGGUUGAUGAAGACAAGUGGCUUUCGACCAUGGAGCGCGUCGAAUGCGCCGUCUUCGAAGGCAAGCGUCACCAGCGCAAUCUCGAUAAGGACUCUAGGGCAGACACCUCGGCCAGUAACAUCCUCCCAGCUAUGGUUACGCGCGAAGACCGGCGCAUCAACAAGAACACGACGGUCAUGGUCAACGGCUUUGCUAUUAGUAAGGAGUCCAUGAAUUGCGGGGAUUGGGAAGCGGUACCAACAUUGGCCGGUAAAGACCCGCGUCUCGCUGAUCCAGUCCGGGAGAAGAAGCGCGAAUUCACACAUGAAGAUCACUGUCUCGAAUGUUUCGAAGAUGCCGAUGCUGGACACAAGGUCGAGUGUAAGAGCUGUCCCCGAGUCUACCAUUACGACUGUCUCGGUCCCUACUACAAGGGCAAAGUCAAGGGUUUGGGCGGCUUCUACUGCGCUCAACACAACUGCUCGGACUGCGGAAAGACAACAGCUGACGCUGGCGGUCUCAUAUUCCGUUGUCGCUGGUGCCCUCAGGGUUUCUGCGAAGACUGCCUUGACUGGGACAAGACGGAGCUCAUUGGCGAGAAUCUACCCGAGUUUGAGGUUUUGGGUGAGCAAGUCAUGUCCGGCGGCUUCUACAUCAAGUGUCCGUCUUGCAUCGAAUUGGCCCAAGAGGAUAAGCAGCAGAAGGUGUGGCUCGAGGAGAUGGAAAAGACGUUCAAGGAGCAACACGACACUUGGCUGCAGGACCGCGAACAGGCGCAGCGCCAGCUGAGUGAGGAAUAUCUCACUGUCAAGCCGGUAGACGAUGAAGAGCUUGAUUCGCCACCAGCGCUGACGGAUACGUCGCUCUUGACUCCAGCCGUUGGCCAGUCCCGAGUGGGUACGCCCAAGUUUUCGAGGCAGCCAUCGCCGCGCAGUGACAAGAAUGGGGGCAAGAAGAGUGAUCCAUUCAGCGAGGUCCCGGAUAAAAAGAGAUCAAAGCUUGUGGUGUAGAAUGGGUCUCUGGAUAACGGUCUACUCAAAAGAGACAUGAGAAGAAUGUCAGGAAAUGAUACGCUCAUCUACAUGCUCGGAUAUACGUGCAUGAAUGGUUGUCGUUCUGGACUAUAUACCAGCGGUCUGACUGAUAUACCCUUCGGCGUUUGAUUGUUUGUAAUGUUUUUACAAUUCGCGCCAGAUGUACA
This is a messenger RNA of Exserohilum turcica Et28A, 3887 nucleotides long. RefSeq lists its product as uncharacterized. Gene Ontology annotation, molecular function: ATP-dependent chromatin remodeler activity; DNA binding; ATP binding. The record is from RefSeq and is a predicted model, not a curated record. Gene Ontology annotation, cellular component: nucleus. Gene Ontology annotation, biological process: positive regulation of transcription by RNA polymerase II. Lineage: Eukaryota; Fungi; Ascomycota; Dothideomycetes; Pleosporales; Pleosporaceae. The transcript has a single exon. The coding region runs from base 1 to 3696 and encodes 1231 amino acids.